AUGAGAUCGACGGGGCUUCGUAUCUCGCCCUCGGCUGACUGUUCGACCCACCCGGCUCUGUCGCUCUCCGUGACGGACUGCCGAUGCCGGGCAGCGUUUGCCUUUUAUAGAGGGCCGGGGCGGGGGGCGGGCGGGGCGGGGCGGCGGGCGGCUGCGGGCGCCCCGCGCGCCAGUCCGGCCGCCGCGUCGCCCGGGACGCACGUCGCGCGCCGCUCUCUCGGCCGGCCCGGUCCCACAGGCGACGACGCCAACCCUGCCCCGGCUAAAGUGCUACCGUUCCGUUCUCCCUUAUCUUGCGUU
Iphiclides podalirius (scarce swallowtail) is the source of this 300-nucleotide messenger RNA. NCBI's taxonomy places the organism in Eukaryota, Metazoa, Arthropoda, Insecta, Lepidoptera, Papilionidae. The record is from the annotation of a GenBank genome assembly.